Cololabis saira (Pacific saury) is the source of this 2434-nucleotide messenger RNA. It is a transcript of the gene camk1gb, whose product is annotated as calcium/calmodulin-dependent protein kinase IGb. Lineage: Eukaryota; Metazoa; Chordata; Actinopteri; Beloniformes; Belonidae. Gene Ontology annotation, molecular function: ATP binding; calmodulin binding; calcium/calmodulin-dependent protein kinase activity. Gene Ontology annotation, cellular component: intracellular anatomical structure. The record is from RefSeq and is a predicted model, not a curated record. Bases 125 to 1417 code for a protein of 430 amino acids. The transcript has 13 exons. Gene Ontology annotation, biological process: peptidyl-serine phosphorylation.
CACCACCUAUUUGUACCGUCUCAGACAAAGUCAUCUGUCCAGACGUCGGGGAGCUUUCAGCAGGAGAGUCAGAGCAGCUGCCACAGUCCAGUCUCUAGAAAUCACUGCUGAAGAGAGUCCAGACAUGGGGCGUCAGGAGGCCGACUACGUGUGGAAGAAAACCACGGAAAACAUCCAGGAGGUUUUUGACCUGAUGGAAGAGCUGGGAUCGGGGGCAUUCUCAGAGGUCUACAUGGUGAGGGAGAGGAAGACGGGAAAGACUUUUGCCAUGAAGUGUGUGAAAAAGAAGAAGAAGGUCGACAUCAACCUGGAAAACGAGAUCACCGUGAUGAGAAGAAUCAAGCAUGAUAACAUUGUGGGGAUGGAGGAUUUCUAUGAAAGCCAGACUCAUUACUACCUCAUCAUGCAACUAGUGUCCGGGGGGGAGCUGUUUGACCGGAUCCUGGACCGGGGCAUGUACUCGGAGAAGGACGCCAGCCGGGUGAUCCAGCAGGUUCUGCAGGCCGUCAACUAUCUGCACCAGAACGGGGUCGUGCACCGGGACCUGAAGCCGGAGAACAUCCUGUACUACAGCCAGGACGAAGACUCUAAGAUCAUGAUCAGUGACUUCGGCCUGUCAAAGAUGGCAGAGAGCGGCAUCAUGUCCACGGCCUGUGGAACCCCAGGAUACGUGGCUCCGGAGGUUCUAGCACAGAAACCCUACAGCAAGACGGUUGACUGCUGGUCCAUCGGAGUUAUCACCUACAUCUUACUCUGUGGAUAUCCCCCUUUCUAUGAAGAGAGUGAAACACGGCUCUUUUCUAAGAUCAUGAAGGCCCAGUAUGAGUUUGACUCCCCCUUCUGGGACGACAUAUCUGAAUCUGCGAAGGAUUUCAUCCGUAACAUGAUGCAGAAGAAUUCAAACAUGCGCUACACCACAGACCAAGCGCUCAGACAUCCCUGGAUCAUUGGGAAGACGGCCAGGAGCCAGGACAUCUACUACUCCGUCAGCAUUCAGAUCCAGAAGAACUUUGCACAAUCCAAAUGGAAGCAAGCCUUCAACGCGACCGUGGCCAUCAACCACAUGAAGAAGCUGCAGCUGGCCCACACGGACGCAGCCCUGAGGCAUUCCAGCGUCCCGGACAUCAAGGUCGUUGACCUGUCCUCCCCCAUGAGAAACCACAAACUUCUGGAGCCGGCCAAGCCCGAGCCCAAGGAGAUGAGCGGCAGCACCAACGGAACCCAGCACAUGUCUGUGCCUGCCAGCCACAUCGACCUGAAGAACCACUUCCACCCCCUCACCAGUCCCAGCGGAGCUCACCACACCAUGGCCGAGCAGGGGAAACACGUCUACCACUCAGAACCCGCCAACCUCAACGGGUACGCUAAAGGCCGCAACGGGAAGAUUUUACAGACCGGGGUGUGCUCUGUCAUGUGAACACUGAUCCAUCUGGUCCAUGAAAUCAAGUAUUUUACAGGUCAGAGCUGCUGUUUUGUCUCAGCGUUGCUGCUACAGUAUCUUGCAUCAGCAGCUCCGGUUCUGUGAGGAAGACGUGGUUGAUCCUUCCCAGUGUCUGCAGGGUUUGCAGUCUGUUCUGCUGUGACUUUCUCUGUUUGAUAGAGUGCCUAAGAACCUUGUCAGAAACCCCACUGAAGCACACGUCGUUACUCACGCUCAACUCAAGUGCAAAGACCAGUUCCACAUUUUCAACUGGAUUCAGAGAUAGAUCUGAUGUAGAAGGUCGUGUGACGGCUCACUCGCUGCUACGCUUGGAGCUGAACGGAGCGAUGGAGUCUCUGACCCCUGACCCCUGACCUCUGACCUCUGACGAGCUUCAUAGCAACGCUCAAGUUUCCUCUUACGGUUUCUUUUCCCAAUCAUUUUUAUGUAAAUAUGUAUAUUUUUUUUUAUUUAAUUCAGGGAAAGUUUCCUCUUUUUUUAGGAUUGUGAUCACACAAGGACACACAAAAUAACAGGACAGUUAUAUUACUUGUACAGUAAAGUAAAGAAUUGUUAUGAAGCUACUGUACCUGCAGACCCGCAUUUUUAAACACGAUAAAACAUGUGAAUAAAAAAAAAAACACGCUUAUUGCUUCCAUCCUGGUGUAAUAUAUUGUUAUAUGGUCUUUAUUAUAAUUACCUUUCUUAUGUUGACUGUUUGUUUUUGAUUUUUCUUCCUCUAAUGUAUUCACUUCCUGUGUUUUUAUCACCUAAGAAAGUAGAAGUUAGAUAACUUAAUACCAGGGAUAUGUUUAAAACUGCCGGUUUGUACAGUAGCCCUCACAUGCUGUCAUUCUGCUAUAAGUGUUACUAAUAACUACAGACGUUUUUCUGCUUCCUGUAAGUCCUUCACUUUGUGCAGUGCGGUUUCUCUCCCCAGCUGUGUGCAGCUCUGGUUUAUUGCAUUAAACAAAUUUCUGCUGGGAUCUUGUAUGGUGAGGAAUAAAAGCUGUC